This is a messenger RNA of Maylandia zebra (zebra mbuna), 2451 nucleotides long. It is a transcript of the gene lck, whose product is annotated as LCK proto-oncogene, Src family tyrosine kinase. The record is from RefSeq and is a predicted model, not a curated record. Gene Ontology annotation, molecular function: ATP binding; protein binding; protein tyrosine kinase activity. Gene Ontology annotation, biological process: protein phosphorylation. NCBI's taxonomy places the organism in Eukaryota, Metazoa, Chordata, Actinopteri, Cichliformes, Cichlidae.
AUGACAUCUUCACACCUAGGCUCAAGUGCUGAAAAACUUGCUUGCUGCACUUAAACAGCUCUUUUUAAAAAAAGAAGAUUUAAAUAAGAUUUCCCAAUGGCGGCACCUGAAAUCUGACAUUAUUGGACAUUAUUGGACGCUUGAGGAGACGUUUCAUAUCCAAAGAGAAAAGAUGGGCUGCAACUGCAGUUCGGACUAUUCAGACAGUGAGUGGAUCGAGAACUUGGAUGAAAUCUGCGAACACUGCAACUGUCCCAUACCGCCACAAUCAUGCAACCCAUACACAGAGCAGCUGAUUCCAUAUCCAUCGCAGAUGACACCUCCUACAUCACCUUUACCAGUCAACGUUGUGGUGGCCAUUUACAGCUAUGAGCCCACUCAUGACGGCGACCUUGGCUUCGACAAAGGAGACAAACUCAAGAUCCUCAACAAGGAUGAUCCAGAAUGGUAUCUGGCAGAGUCUCUCACCACAGGCCAGCAGGGCUACAUCCCCUACAACUUUGUCGCAUUGUCCACCGUGGAGACCGAACCGUGGUUCUUCAGGAACAUUUCGAGAAACGAAGCCAUGAGGCUGCUCCUCGCUCCUGGGAAUACGCAGGGUUCCUUCCUGAUUCGAGAGAGUGAGACCGCCAAAGGAUCAUACUCGUUGUCAGUGAGAGAUCUGGACCAUAACACAGGUGAAGGAGUGAAGCACUACAGGAUCCGCAACAUGGACAAUGGUGGCUUCUACAUCACAGCGAAGAUAUCCUUCAACUCGCUGAAGGAGCUCGUCCUUCAUCACUCACGUGAUGCAGACGGGCUGUGCACAAAGCUGGUGAAACCAUGUCAGUCUAGGGCACCGCAGAAGCCCUGGUGGCAGGACGAGUGGGAGAUUCCUCGUGAGUCUCUGAAACUGGAACGCAGGCUCGGAGCUGGGCAGUUUGGAGAAGUCUGGAUGGGUGUCUACAACAACGACAGGAAAGUGGCAAUCAAGAAUCUGAAAAUGGGCACUAUGUCAGUGGAAGCUUUCUUGGCAGAAGCCAACAUGAUGAAGAACCUGCAGCAUCCUCGCCUCGUCCGCCUCUUCGCUGUGGUUACCCAGGAGCCGAUCUAUAUUGUCACCGAGUACAUGGAAAAUGGUAGCCUGGUGGAUUACCUGAAAACAACAGAGGGGAGCAAUUUGCCCAUGAACGUCCUGAUAGAGAUGUCAUCUCAGGUGGCUGACGGCAUGGCAUUUAUUGAGCAGAAAAAUUACAUUCAUCGAGAUCUGCGAGCUGCCAAUAUUCUUGUCUCUCAUGAGCUCAUCUGCAAGGUUGCCGACUUUGGACUCGCACGACUCAUAGAGGACAACGAAUACACAGCGAGAGAGGGUGCAAAGUUCCCCAUCAAAUGGACGGCCCCUGAAGCUAUUAAUUAUGGCACCUUCUCCAUAAAAUCUGAUGUGUGGUCAUUUGGGAUCCUCCUUACAGAAAUAGUGACAUAUGGACGCAUUCCUUACCCUGGUAUGUCCAACCCAGAGGUAAUCCAGAACCUGGAGCGGAGCUACAGAAUGCCACAGCCUGACAACUGCUCCGAUGCUCUUUAUAGCAUCAUGUGUCACUGCUGGAAGGAGAAUCCGGAGGAGAGACCUACGUUCGAGUACCUGAGGAAUGUUCUGGAGGAUUUCUUCACAUCCACAGAGAGGCAAUACCAGGAAUAGCUAGGAAUAGACACAUACAAUAAACAGAUUCAAACUAAGGCACAGCCUGUGACAGUGGAUGCUGGAUUUUGAUUUUUUUCUUUAGAAGAAUGCAUGCCUUUCUACUGAUAGGGAUAAACAGACAUUUUCCAAGUUUCUGCAUCAAAUAUAUUCUGACAUGACCACUUAGAUAUGAUACUAUUACCUAUGGAACUAUGAAUAUGAACCAGCUGGAUCAGAGCCAGCAGCAGAGGGGAGCGUGAUCGCCAAGCUGCUUGAAUUAACUGGGGACUGACUGAUGUAGCUGGAUAACCAGCUGCUCUCCUGGUGCUUGUUGUUAACGUGUAAAUACUGUUCACUGCUUCAGCUGUGUUUUACCUCUGCUGUUUAAUAAAUGUUUUUGAAAGUGUUUUAAUUUCAGUAAAAAAAGAGAAGCUGUUCAUGAAUGUUGUUUGUUACCAGAUGACAUGUGCAUUAUUUUAGUUUAUCAUUGCUGAUGUUGCAGUGCGUUACCCUAAAAUCAUGAGAGCCGUCAAACUAUUGCUAUUGCUCGAGUACUGUAAGUUUUGGGGUAACUUCUGAAUCUUCCAUUGAUCUUGGGUUCUUUAAACUUGUACUGCAUUUCGUUUUAAAGGCAAAUAAUAUUUUUACAAUGCUGUAUUUAUUUUAGGGGCAGCGCUACUUGCUUAUUGUAGGAUUUUAUUUACAUAACACAGACGUUUAUAUUUGAGAAAUUUGCCUCUGAUUAAAUAUGGAGAAAGCAGCUGCAUCAUUAAAAUGCUGUUUACAACACA